GGAGCAAACGAGCAUACGCCGUACGCUUCCAUUUUCUCGAGCAUCUCAAACGGAAGGCAGAGCACGUGUUGCGUGUAGCCGGUCCCUGCAUUCGCACGAUACCGAUUCAUUCGUGUAAGAGGAGGAUUUAACGGUAAGAAACGUAUUAGUCAGAGUCACUUCUGACCCUUGCGGCCCCGUCGUCUUAGUGCACAACAGAGGUUAAAGCAUGAAUCCCGAGAAGCUCAAGAAGCUCCAGGCUCAAGUGCGAAUUGGUGGCAAGGGUACACCCCGACGCAAGAAGAAGGUUGUACAUGCAACUGCUGCCACAGAUGACAAAAAAUUACAGAGUUGUUUAAAGAAACUUUCAGUAAAUACAAUCCCUGGCAUAGAAGAGGUUAAUAUGAUUAAAGAUGAUGGUACAGUCAUCCAUUUUAAUAAUCCGAAGGCUCAGGCUAGUUUGUCUGCUAAUACAUUUGCCAUCACUGGUCAUGGAGAAAACAAACAAAUAACUGAAAUGUUACCGGGAAUAUUGAGCCAGCUUGGCCCUGAAGGUUUGACACAAUUAAAACGAUUAGCAAGUACAGUUGCUGGAAGUGCGGUUGGGAAAACUACAUUGGAAGAGGAUGAUGAGGUGCCUGAUCUAGUGGAGAACUUUGAUGAAGCUAGUAAAGAAGAGGUAGCACCAAAAAAUGAAUUGGAAGAAAAUAAACCCAAUGGUGAGAAGAAAGAUACUAUUAUUAUUGAAGAGAAGAAAGAAGCUCCAUUAGCUACAUCUGAAGCUUAAGAAUGAUGCUAAGAUAUUUCAUACAACAAAGUUGUAACAAAUAAAUAAUUGAUGAGUCAAGAGAAGCUUGUGACAGAGAAGCAAUGAUGCAUAACUAUGCAUAACUAUACAUACGUUACAAAUACUUGACAUACACCCCAUAACAUUAAAACAAGUAACAGUUGACAAGAAAUAAAAAAAGCUGUUACAAAAAUUAAA
This is a messenger RNA of Pogonomyrmex barbatus (red harvester ant), 964 nucleotides long. It is a transcript of the gene bic, whose product is annotated as bicaudal. NCBI's taxonomy places the organism in Eukaryota, Metazoa, Arthropoda, Insecta, Hymenoptera, Formicidae. The record is from RefSeq and is a predicted model, not a curated record.